AUGGCGCUCUCAGGUCUCAAGGUCAUCGAAUUUGCCGGAUUAGCCCCGGGACCGUUCGCUGGCCUCGUUCUAGCAGACAAUGGCGCAUCAGUGAUUCGGGUGGAUCGACCUUCUACAUCUUCGAGCGACCUGCUCUGCCGCGGUAAACGGUCUAUCGUGGUCAAUUCAAAGGUCACUAGUGGACGAGAGUUGCUCAAGACCUUGAUUGCCUCUGCGGAUGUGAUCAUUGAUCCGUUUCGCCCUGGGGUAAUGGAAAGACUGGGUUUGGGACCAGAAGUCUUCUUGGGAGAUGGCACCAAGGCUGGGCUAAACGAGAGACUGAUCUAUGCAAGGAUUGUGGGGCCCCUACAAGGACAUGGCAGGCCACGACAUCAAUUAUGCUGCCCUGAGCGGCGCCCUGGCUACUUUGCUGGCGGUGGUAUCAUGUGUGCACUGGGAAUCCUGGUGGCGCUGUUGGAACGAGGGAAGACAGGGAAGGGUCAAGUUGUGAAUGCUGACAUGGUUACUGGUACCCGCUACAUCUCUUCAUUCCCUCUUAUCCAUGCACUUGUUCCUUCGUCGCCCCUCAUGGGAGGCCCACGAGGAACAAAUCUUCUCGACGGAGGUGCACCCUUCUACAACAUUUACAGCUGCAAAGACGGUGGAUGGAUGUCAGUUGGAUGCCUAGAACCCGAGUUCUUCAAAGUCUUCCUGGAAUUGUUUUUAGGAGCCCUUCCGAGAGAUUUCACCCUCGCCGGCUGGAGGCCAACACUCGCGACCCAACGUGAACGCUCGGAAUGGGACAAAUUCGCAAAGUUCCUAGAGAAGGGUUUCUUGACUAAACCCAGAGACGAAUGGGCCAAACUGUUCAUGAACACGGAAGCCUGCACUGUCCCAGUACUAACACCCAAGGAAGCCGGAAAGCUUGCACGAGCCCCAGUUCCCGAGGUCCAUCCGAAGGUCAAGACAUGGAAUUCAACAGCCUUACAGCAGAAAGUGUCGCCUUCAAUCGGAUUGCUGCAGCCAGGCAAGGACACCGAACAGAUCCUGGACGAGCUUGGUAUCAGCGAUUCGGAGCGCCGCCGUUUAGUCCAGGAGGGAGCUGUCGACGGGAAGUUCGUUUCCGUUCGGACCCCUUCCAAGUUGUAA
This is a messenger RNA of Coprinopsis cinerea okayama7#130, 1128 nucleotides long. Its product is annotated as alpha-methylacyl-CoA racemase. The coding region runs from base 1 to 1128 and encodes 375 amino acids. Lineage: Eukaryota; Fungi; Basidiomycota; Agaricomycetes; Agaricales; Psathyrellaceae. The record is from RefSeq and is a predicted model, not a curated record. Gene Ontology annotation, molecular function: catalytic activity. The transcript has 7 exons.